Molecule: messenger RNA, 1817 nt
Organism: Helianthus annuus (common sunflower)
Lineage: Eukaryota; Viridiplantae; Streptophyta; Magnoliopsida; Asterales; Asteraceae
Product: xanthotoxin 5-hydroxylase CYP82C4
Exons: 2
Coding region: 38-1618 (526 amino acids)
Biological process (GO): defense response to other organism
Molecular function (GO): oxidoreductase activity, acting on paired donors, with incorporation or reduction of molecular oxygen; heme binding; iron ion binding
Source: RefSeq, a predicted model, not a curated record
AUUUUCUCCACCACAACACAAACAACAAUACUACACAAUGAAUUACUCACUCGAAAUCAUCGUGUUAUAUACCUCUCUAUUCUUUCUCAUCUAUGUCAUAUUCACUCGUUGGAGGAAGGCAAAAUCGUCGGCGGGUGAAGCCCCAGAACUAGGAGGUGCAUGGCCGAUAAUCGGCCACCUGCACCUCCUAGGCGGCGGGGAUCAACUUCUCUAUCGUACACUAGGUGCCAUGGCAGAGAAAUAUGGCCCCGCCUUCAACAUCCGUCUAGGCACCCGCCGUGCAUUUGUGGUCAGCAGUUGGGAAGUAGCCAAAGAAUGCUUCACCGUCAACGACAAAGCACUCAUGUCCCGACCCAAAACCGCAGCCGCAAAACACAUGGGUUACAACUAUGCAGUAUUCGGGUUCGCGCCAUACACCCCCUUUUGGCGCGAAAUGAGGAAGAUCGCCAUCCUUGAAUUACUCUCCGUCCGUCGCCUGGAGAUGCUCAAGGACGUCCGUUUGUUGGAAAUAAAUUCCGGAAUCAACGAGCUCUACUGGCGAUGGACGGAGAAUUCACAGCAACCAGUGGUUGUGGAACUAAACAAAUGGUUAGAACACAUGAUGUUAAACAUAGUUGUUAUGAUGGUGGCUGGAAAGCGGUAUUUUGCGGCUGGAGGUGGAGGCGGAGGCGAUGAGGCCGAAAGGUGCCACAAAGCGAUCAGCGAGUUCUUUCGGUUGAUGGGGAUCUUCGUGGUGUCGGAUGCGAUACCGUUUCUUUCAUGGUUGGGUUUGCAGGGGUAUGAGAAGGAGAUGAAGAAGACUGCUAAGGAUUUGGAUUUGGUGCUUAGUGGGUGGGUUGAUGAACAUAGGCAAAAGAGGAAAUUAGAUGUUGAACAUGAUAAAGAUGAUGUUAAGGAUUUUAUUGAUGUGAUGUUGUCACUUGAAGAUGAAGGGCAAUUGUCGAAUAUGGAGCAUAAUUCGGAUACAAGCAUCAAGUCUACAUGUCUGGCAUUGAUCCUAGGAGCGAGUGACACAACAGCAGGGACACUAACAUGGGCAGUUUCAUUACUAUUAAAUCAUCCCAGUGUUCUAAAGAAACUGCAACAUGAACUAGACGAGCAUGUAGGCAAAGAAAGACAAGUCGAUGAAUCCGACAUCAAAAACCUCGUGUUUCUUCAAGCUGUUAUCAAAGAAACAUUGCGUCUAUAUCCAGCCGGCCCACUUUUGGGACCGAGGGAAGCAGUGGAAGACUGUACUGUCGCUGGGUACAACGUUAAAGCCGGGACUCGCUUAAUUGUCAAUAUUUGGAAGCUUCAAAGGGAUGAGAGGGUUUGGAGUGAUCCAUCUGCAUUUAAACCUGAGAGGUUUAUGGGGGGUUCAGAUCAUGAACAUGUGGACCUUAGAGGACAACAGUUUGUGCUCAUGCCAUUUGGCACAGGUCGUCGUUCGUGCCCCGGGGCCACCUUUGGGCUCCAUGUGCUUCACUUGACAUUGGCUCGUCUUGUUCAUUCUUUUGAUUUGGGUCAACCGGGAGGUCUCCUGGUUGACAUGACUGAAAGCCCUGGAAUGACGAUUCCUAAAAAGAAGCCUUUGGAGGUCAUCCUGACCCCUCGGCUUGCAUCCAACCUCUAUGCUUGAUGUUUUUGUUUCGUUUUGUUUUUUUUCUUUGUUUUGUCCUUGAGAAUAACUAGUAUAAUUGAUGUAGUAUAAGAGAUUCUUGUAAGUUAUAACUUGACAAAAUCUCAAUCUUCGUCGAACCUUAUUCGCAUAUGUUGGUUUUUGAUCCACCUUACUAUCUCAUACAAUGUACCAAAUGAUAUCAAAUCAUCUUUAUUCA